AAGGCGGUGGGAACAUGGUGGUGGAUUCGGGGUUCUGCGAACAGUUCCCACACGUCUCCAGACAGCCAGCGCCUGUGGACAGCAGUCUGGGGAGCCUGGUUCCUAGCCCCGAGGGAGUUUCUCAGGACCUUUGCACUCGCCAGACUCUCUGCCUGGACAAGCCUUCCCCAGAUGGGCUGGCACUGGCUCCCGCACCCCCUUCAAGAUAUUACCUUCUCAGUGAGGCCGUCCUCGACCAGUCUACUCAAGAUGUCAACCCCUGGCCCAAGUGCCACUCACACCUUCUAAGGCAACACCGCCCAGCCCACAGCGGCACAAGAGCUCCACGAGGACAGAGAACGGAUGGGCCUCAGGUGCCUCCACCACAAACGGAACGAGUGCACGCCAAGAAUGAGUUCUCCAAGGUCAUCGUCACCACGCUGGCCCACAGCUCUGGAUGUCACAUACAUGUUGCACAAGCGAACUUGGUCUAUGCUGUGAUUUUUCGUGUGGAAGGCCUGGACCUACUGGGUCCCCAGAGAUGGUCACCGGGUCCAGGUGGCAGACAAGGCAGGCCAGGCUUGGGUCCUCCUCCUGGGAAACCCCCUCCUGGUCUGAACAGAAGUGUCACCACCCCUGGCAGAGGACAGAGGUUUGGAGCCUCUUUCCACACUCUUUGA
Equus quagga is the source of this 659-nucleotide messenger RNA. RefSeq lists its product as uncharacterized. The coding region runs from base 15 to 659 and encodes 214 amino acids. The transcript is spliced from 3 exons. Lineage: Eukaryota; Metazoa; Chordata; Mammalia; Perissodactyla; Equidae. The record is from RefSeq and is a predicted model, not a curated record.